This is a messenger RNA of Cavia porcellus (domestic guinea pig), 1268 nucleotides long. RefSeq names its product TATA-box binding protein associated factor 12 (gene Taf12). Gene Ontology annotation, biological process: DNA-templated transcription initiation; RNA polymerase II preinitiation complex assembly. The transcript has 7 exons. Bases 162 to 803 code for a protein of 213 amino acids. NCBI's taxonomy places the organism in Eukaryota, Metazoa, Chordata, Mammalia, Rodentia, Caviidae. Gene Ontology annotation, cellular component: SAGA complex; SLIK (SAGA-like) complex; transcription factor TFIID complex. The record is from RefSeq and is a predicted model, not a curated record. Gene Ontology annotation, molecular function: protein heterodimerization activity; TBP-class protein binding; DNA binding.
GGCCGGAAGAACCGCGCGUUUCCGGGUUGGAGGCGGGGAGCGGUGCCGGAAAGUAGUCGGGGAGGGCCGCGCAGUCGGACCGGCUGCUGAGACGAAAGCUUCACUGGGGCAGUCUCCGCAUAUCAUGGGGAGAUAGACGCUGCUGCCUGUAGCUUUGGAAAAUGGCUGCCUCUCAUUUCACCGGGCUCACAGCCGUGGCUGAUGUAAUUAAAGAACUAGACACUCAGAUAGCUUUGAUUGGCCUUGGUCCUCACAGCUCCAAAAAGAAACAGGAUCUCGAUAAGCUCUAUGAGCUGAAGUCCAAAGCUCGGCAGAUUAUGAACCAGUUUGGCCCCUCAGCACUUAUCAACCUCUCCAAUUUUUCAUCCAUAAAACCGGAACCAGCCAACACCCCUCCGCAGGGCUCCAUGGCCAAUAGCACCACAGUGGUAAAGAUACCAGGGACUCCUGGGACAGGAGGUCGUCUCAGCCCUGAGAACAAUCAGGUGUUGACCAAGAAGAAGUUACAGGACUUAGUAAGAGAAGUGGAUCCUAAUGAACAGUUGGAUGAAGAUGUGGAGGAGAUGCUGCUGCAGAUUGCUGAUGACUUUAUCGAGAGUGUGGUGACAGCAGCCUGCCAGCUUGCUCGGCAUCGCAAGUCCAGCACCCUGGAGGUGAAAGACGUCCAGCUGCAUCUAGAGCGCCAGUGGAACAUGUGGAUCCCAGGAUUCGGCUCUGAAGAAAUCCGGCCCUACAAAAAAGCUUGCACCACAGAAGCACAUAAGCAGAGAAUGGCACUGAUCCGGAAAACAACCAAGAAAUAACACGCAGGAAGGUCAGGGUAUGGACCUGUCCAAUGUAUUUGGAGAUACUUGAGCUGAGACCUCAGCCAUCUCAUCCUUGGAGUUUGUUUGUUUGUUUGUUUGUUUUUAAAUGCUUUACAGAGAAGCAUAUAUUUUUUAUUAACAGUGCAGCAAUAUCUAUAAUGACUGAGAGGAUCUGCCAAAAGAAUAAAGCCUCCUAUCCCAACCUCCGGUCCCUUUUCCCUGCCGUCUCAAAGAGGAGCAGUAUACCUUCCAGAGAAGAUUUUAUUGGUGGUUUAUUAUACUAGAAGUGAUUGAAUACAUGACAAAGCAUUAUGAUUUUGUUGGGUGCGACAGUAUUAGCAGGAUUUGUAGAGGGUUUUGUUUCCUCUUCCCUUUUCCUUUUCCCUGUACUUUGUAAUGUCAGUGUUUAUAUGAAUAUGAAUUUGAUUUGCUUUUCCAGAAUAAAGAAGUUAUUAAUUGAAA